Pogona vitticeps (central bearded dragon) is the source of this 3410-nucleotide messenger RNA. It is a transcript of the gene STRA6, whose product is annotated as signaling receptor and transporter of retinol STRA6. Lineage: Eukaryota; Metazoa; Chordata; Lepidosauria; Squamata; Agamidae. Gene Ontology annotation, cellular component: plasma membrane. The record is from RefSeq and is a predicted model, not a curated record. Gene Ontology annotation, molecular function: signaling receptor activity; retinol transmembrane transporter activity. Gene Ontology annotation, biological process: vitamin A import into cell.
GCAGAGCUGCUGAACUUUGCCUUUAAGUUUGCCGAGCGGGGUUUUAUCUCCCUGCGCUGGGAUCUUCCCCUUCAGAUGAGACCCGUGGCAGGAACAGCAGCCACAGCUGGCAUCCAGAGAGACCACUUAGCUUUCAACUCCAGACCAUUCCUCUUUUGUCUGUGGGGCUCACACAUUUCUGGGGGAUCUCUGGGGGAAGGGACGCAUGAACAGCAUGCGAGGAAUCUGGCUACCGAUGUUGGCUGUUUUAUGCCUUUGAACAAUCUGGAGUUCUUAUGUGUCAAGAUUUUUUGCCUGCCUGCAGUGAGAAAUUAGUUUUGCUUUGUUUUUGAGUUUUUUAUUUUAUUUUAAUUUUUUUUGCAUAGCAGCUGCCUUUGUCUUUGGAGAUCUUGAGUACAACCAGUUUUGUCCUGUUUGAAAGAAGAAAAGGCAAUGUCUUCCCAAGGGUUGGCGAAUGAGGACGCAUCCCUCAGUGGCAACUUUGCUUAUGAUGAUAACUGGUACAUGUACGGACCAAUCGGAGACCAAGAUGACAUGACCCCUGAAGUUAUCCCAGACUGCUUUCCUACCAUUCCUGAUGAUCUCUAUCACGCCUGCAUGGCUCCUAUAUCACUGGUCAUAUUGCUGAUUCUGUCUCUGCUGGUCAAACGGAAGAAGCUCUACAAAAGUUGUUGGAACGGCGCUCCUGGACUCUUGAGUCCUCUGCAUUUCCUGGAAGAAGAUGGGAAAAAGGGAUUGACUGUGGCCGUGUUUGGCAUUCUUUUCUCCUCAUUAUGUGUGUUGGUUCUGGAUAACAAUCCCCUGCCCUUUCUCUCCAACUCCUCUACGCAAUAUCGAGAGUACUACAAGAUCAUGGCUUUGCUCUAUUACCCUGCCUUCUACUAUCCCUUAAUUGCAUGUGCUACCGUUCAACACAGAGUGGGGUACCUCUUUGGUUGCUUGCUGUCCUGGUGCCAUUGCGUGGUCUAUCUCUGGCAGAAGGUGGAAUGCCCUCAGUCACCCAAGAUUUAUAGGUACUAUUCCCUGCUGUCUUAUCUCCCUAUUAUUCUGUGCCUCCUGGUUCUGAGUCUUUGGUACCCAGCGCAGCUUCUCAAGAGCUUCAGAGAGAAGGAAAAGGUGGUUGCUGAUGAGAUCCCUGGGAGUGACUAUUGCAAAGGCUACCUGAAGAAUAUUCUGGCUAAAAAAGCACCCAAGACAAGCAGCAACAUGGCCAAGCCAGGCCUACAGUCCAGGCUCCAGUCCUACUUGCGCUCUUACAUCUACACCCCUCAGGAAGGAUUCCAGAUCCCGCUGAAGCUGGUCCUCUCUCUAGCCAUGGCUCUGAUCAGUGUCUACCAGGUGGCCCUCCUGCUGCUUUCAGCAUUUGUCCCCAACAUCCAGAUAGUGAGGUCUGGAAUGACAAAGGAACUCACGGCCCUCUUUGUCCAGUUUGGUAUUGUCCCCUCUGAAAACCCAGCCGGUAUCCCUGGAGAUAAGGAGCUGGCCACAGCUAAGCACUACAUCUGGUCAGUAGAAGUGUGCUUUGUUAUUUCCUUGGUCAUCUCCUGUCUGCUGACUUUCUGCAUGUUGCUGAAGUCCCUGGUGAAACACAGGAUUAACCUCCAGCGUCUCUACCAAGGUGCCGUGCUGGAUGUUUUCUAUCGUUCCCGCAGACUCCGGCCUUCUCAACAGGCUCUCAUGUGUUGGAUGUGCUUUGCGGGCUUUCAGGCAGCAUUUGCCUGCCUGGGCCUGCUCAUUCAGCAAAUCAUCCUCUUCGUUUGCACAGUCGGGUUCACUUUUCUGGUAGUGAUCCCCCUGCAAUCUGGCAGCAACGUACAUCUCUUCAAGAUUGUGGAGAACAUGUGGCCCUUCUGGCUGACCUUGGUGGUGGCUGUGAUUGCACAGAACCUGCUGACGCACUACUGUUUUCUUGAGCAUGGCUGUGAACCCAAGGAGCUAACCAACAGGCGUGCUCUGUACAUCGUGACAUACUUGCUCUUCCCAAUCAACGUGCUAAUAGGGGUCUUGGCAGGAGUCUGGAGAUUGGUGGUGUCUGCGCUUUACAAUGUUGUCCACUUCUGCCGUCUGGACGUGAGCCUCCUGGGCCACGGCGUUGAGGUCUUCGAUCCAGGCUAUCGCACAUAUUGUUACUACUUAAAAAUUGAGGUCAGCCAGUCCCACCCGGUGAUGAAAGCCUUUUGUGUGUUGCUCCUCCAAACCCACAGUCCUUCAAGGCGAAAGGGACUCCAGCCACGUGAAGCAGAAGAAGGAGUCAAGCUCAUGAAGACCACGAUGCCAACAUCAAAAGCAUCCAAGUCAAAGCAGAAUCUUGCACGCUGGAGUCUGGCCUACACCCUCCUUAACAACCCCUCCCUUCUACCCUAUCGAAAGGGGGUCCUGUCAAACAAAACACCCAAUGGGAUGCAAGUUAGUCCGGCAAGACCUUGAUGGGAGACAGAUUGGGAUUUUGGUGAUGAAUGAACUCCAUCAAUGGGGAGAAGCUUUUGCUUCUUCAUCUCUCUGCCAUUCCUCCCCCUCCCCCUUUGUGGCCUGCUCUUCCAUGCACCUUUCUUGAGCUUCUCUUUGUAGUCUUACCUUAAGGCUAUGACCGACUUCCCUGAGGACUAUCGUCCACAAGGGCACAAGAUGAAGUGGACUAGCAAUGGCAGGGAGCAAAUCACUGAGUUAACCCAAAGAUAUUUUUCUUCUUCCUCCUCUGCUGCAAUUUUUCCCCCCAGCCAGUGCCUCAUCACAUGCAGGAGAUUUUCGGCAAUGCUGAUCUUUAGAGUUUGAGGACUUCUAGUUCUCCUGAUGUGAAAUGUAUUUGCUAAGGUUUGCUAGGUUGAUUUUGGGAGAUAAAAUAAAAGGUCACCACCAAUGCUUUACCAUUGUGCUGUGCCUUGGAAACCGAUGUCAAAAGCAGACCAGAGACUGGGACCACACCAAGCAAGACUUUCUGGAAGGAUCCAGAACUGUGGACAAUGGGCUUUGAGGUAGGAUUUGGAGACGGACAGGCUGUAGAGAGAAAAUUAAGUUCUCUGGACCAACUUUCCUUCAGGCAAUCUUUUGGUUUGCCUUUUAAAUUUCAGUCCAAUCCAUUCCAGGCUGCACGUUUAAUGACUCCAUUUCUUUAACAGGCUACAUAAUAAUAGUUUUGUGCCAUUGGGUAUAAAUUGGAUGGUCUGAAGGUUGAAACUUAUAAACAGAAAAAGAAAAAAAAUAUUUCAUUCUGUUGAUCAAUAAUAUCAACCUUGCCAGGAAUGUUAAAAGGGUCAUCACGUGGUUACUGUAGAGCUUGUAAAAGUGUCUUUUUGAGACUACAGAUCCUAGAAUUUUGGACCACUACUCUCAGAAUGGCUACCUGCCAUCCAGGGGGAUUCUAGGGGAUGUAGUCUAAAAGAGGAACUUUUCCCAGCUGUGUUCCAAAAAAA